This is a messenger RNA of Triticum dicoccoides, 1868 nucleotides long. Its product is annotated as wall-associated receptor kinase 3-like. Gene Ontology annotation, cellular component: plasma membrane. The coding region runs from base 23 to 1657 and encodes 544 amino acids. Gene Ontology annotation, biological process: cell surface receptor signaling pathway; protein phosphorylation. Gene Ontology annotation, molecular function: calcium ion binding; ATP binding; protein serine/threonine kinase activity. The record is from RefSeq and is a predicted model, not a curated record. The transcript has 3 exons. NCBI's taxonomy places the organism in Eukaryota, Viridiplantae, Streptophyta, Magnoliopsida, Poales, Poaceae.
GACAAACGGGAUCUGCACGGGGAUGGGGUGCUGUGAGGCCUCCGCCCCGCCUCAAGCGCCUAGAGAUCCUGAGGGCCUCGAUUCCUUCUCGGUCAUAUUGGCCCAGAGGAUGUCACGCCCUGACGAUGACGAAAACACUAAUCCCUGCUCCUACGGCAUGGUGGUGGAAACCUCAUGGUACAACUUCUCCACGGAGGACUUGAAUGGCCUUGUGCUAUCUAACAAACACCCAAGGGGUGUCCCCGUCGUACUUGAAUUCGCCAUCAGGAGCGGGAGCCAUUCAUGUCCAGUGGAAGGCCAGCAGCGGCCUCAGGACUACGCGUGCAUUAGCGACAACAGCUUGUGUGCCACGCCACCCAGCGGGGGCGGCUAUAUCUGCAGGUGCUCGCAAUAUUAUGACGGCAACCCUUACGUCAAGAAUGGCUGCCAAGAUAUCAAUGAAUGUGAGGCCGGUCAUAAUUGCUCAGAGGGAUCCACCUGCGACAACAUAAUAGGAGGAGGCUAUGAGUGUCCAUGCAACUCGGGAAUGACAGGCGAUGGCAAAAAGGGAGGCUGCCAAGAGAGGUUUCCCUUACCUGCAAAGGUGUCUGUGGGCGUUGCUGUAGUCAUUGUUGUAAUUCUCUUCAUGGUUGGGGCACAUCAACUCCACAAACUCAAAAAGUUCUAUGAACAAAAUGGUGGUCCAAUACUAGAAGGUAUAAAGAAUAUAAGGAUCUAUACAAGCAAACAACUUGAGCAGAUGACAAAUAACUACAAGGUUAUUAUUGGAGAGGGCCAUUUUGGUAAAGUUUAUAUGGGAACUCUAAAAGAAAAACAAGAAGUGGCUAUAAAGAAGACAAUCAAAGUUGAUGAAGGUAGCAAGAAGGACUUCAUUGAUGAAGUUAUAAUCCAAUCUGGAAUGAGGCACAAGAACAUUGUCAGGCUCCUAGGUUGUUGCUUAGAGAUGGAUGUUCCAAUGUUGAUGUAUGAGUAUGUAGUGAAAGGGAGUCUGUAUGAUGUUCUGUUCAAAAGCAAAGAUAGCGUUCCAGUGGAUACACGUCUCAGGAUUGCCAUUGGUUCAGCUGAAGGCUUGGCAUACAUGCACUCAGCUGUGGAGAGUACCAUCCGUCACGGUGAUGUUAAAUCUGCUAAUAUACUUCUUGAUGAAAGCUUCACCCCAAAAAUUUCGGACUUUGGAACCUCAAAGCUGCUUGCAAAAGGAAAAUCUGAGAAGACUGAAUGGGUCACUAGAGACAAGGCUUACAUAGAUCCAGCAUACAUGGUUCAUGGGAUACUUACACAGAAGAGCGAUGUAUACAACUUUGGAAUUGUUCUCAUAGAGCUUAUCACAAGGAGAGUUGCAAGAUAUGAUGACAAUAUGAGUUAUGCCAAAAACUUUGUUGAAGCUUGUCAAGAUCAAAGAGCAAGGAACUUUGUCGACAAUGAUAUUACAAGUGAGAAGGAUAUUGAGCUCUUGGAAAUGGUUAGUGAAGUCGCUCUGGAGUGUCUCAAACUUGAUCCAGAGGACCGCCUAGAUAUGAGACAAGUCGAGAACCGUCUCUAUAUUAUAGGACAAUCUGAGCAGUAUGGGCAGGAGAGGAACUAUCAAGGAAAUCUGAGUCCUGGUAUGGAGGUUCCUUUCCUUAAACCCGUGGAGAUCAAAUCUUCUACCAACUAAAGAAGUGUUAUCCACUACACCCUUUAUUCCAUAUUAUAAGCCGUUUUGGCAACUAAAUAUGGAACGGAGGUUGUAAUAUUUUACAUACUAUUUCCCGCCUCUGUUCCCCGAAAUAUUUUGCAUCCCAACUUUCAGCACUACGAAAUCCCCGUCCGACACCUUCCCAAGAUGACCCAACGGCCAUAAGCUACUUAAUGAACUAUUUGUUGUA